Talpa occidentalis (Iberian mole) is the source of this 10971-nucleotide messenger RNA. RefSeq names its product coiled-coil domain containing 141 (gene CCDC141). Gene Ontology annotation, molecular function: guanyl-nucleotide exchange factor activity. Lineage: Eukaryota; Metazoa; Chordata; Mammalia; Eulipotyphla; Talpidae. Bases 3585 to 8180 code for a protein of 1531 amino acids. Gene Ontology annotation, biological process: axon guidance. The transcript is spliced from 25 exons. Gene Ontology annotation, cellular component: plasma membrane; cytoplasm. The record is from RefSeq and is a predicted model, not a curated record.
AUGAAUCAAUUUUAAUUUAAAAUUUAAUUUCAAAAUAAAUUCUGAAUUAGUCUAGUAAUGAAAAUUGUACAACUCUUUUAGAAAUAAAAUUUAUAAAAUGUUAGUACAUUUAAGUUUGUAUUAAGUUUAAAUAUUGAAAUUGUGUUAAUUUUUUUUCAAAGACUGGUUUGUGGAAAAUAUUUAAAUUUUUUUAGCUUUUUAUCAGUACAAAAUUAUGCAAAUAAUUGUAUCCUGGUUUCUCUCUAUUGUCUAUGAAAAUGUUCAUGUACCCUCCAAUGCAAAAAUCUUCCUUUGAACCUACUGGUUUCUUCAGCCUUUUCACUGCCAAUCUUUUUGGAGAAAUCCACAUCUAAUGCCCCAACAUCCUCAUUAUUCUCUGCUGGGUACCCUGCAGUCUGGUUUUUACACAGCAUUAUAGUGAAAACUGUUCUCAAUGGACUCUCAGUUACUUAACUGAAUGAUUUUUGUUCUUGUUCUACAUCCUCAUUCCUCUUCUGUCUCUGCAACAUUUGUACCACUGAGCAGUCUUUCCUAGAGUGUCUCCUCCCUUGAAGAUGUUAUUCUCCACCAUAACUGUGAGUAUAGUCACACAUUAUUAAAAAUGUGUCUUCAGCUUGUUCCCUCUCAGUUCUGUAGGUAGCUCACCAUUAGGGUUUUAUUUUACCUCAAUAUCCUGUGUUACAUAUCUGUUCCACAAUUCUUAACUUUCAAGUACAAGUUGAUGUUUCAACUGAAAUGAAGUUAUAGAUCAUAUUUGCCACCUUUCUCCUUUUGGAGCAGUUUUGGCUAAUGGUGCAGCAUUUUCCUUGUUAUACAUGCCAGAAUAUAUGGGAGCAAAAUUUAACUGCUUCCUUUUGUCUUAUCCUGCCACUGAUUCUGAGACCAUCUGGAAGGGCUUAACUGCUAUGAAUUUAAAACUCUGUGAUUCUUAAUUUCAUUCUUUAUGAUGGUGCUAACCACAUUCUACAGUUGUUAAUGUCUGUACCUGCUACACUGCAAGUUUUUUUGAGGGAGGGAAUUUUGUGUGACUUCUCGUGCCCAGUCCUUUCCUCAUGCCUAAUAGUUGUUCAGUCACCUGGAUGGGAAGGGUUAUUGUAGGCAUUAGUAAUAAUUCCCUGAUACUGGAGUAUGAAGUGCUCCCUAAACAUUUUCUAAAGUUGUGACUGACAUAUGAGUGAAUCUGCUUUAUAAGGAAGUCAUUUGGUAUUUCAGAUACUUAGAUGUCAGCUAAUUUAGAUAUUUAACUUAUCUAUUUCUUCUACUGAAUUUUAAAAUAGUUGGGAUGUUUUCAUUAAGACUCUGCUAGAAAGGAAUUGGAUUGUAAGUACUGAGACUCAGCUUUACUAUCAACCCACCUACCUAUCAUCAAAUUACUUAACUUUUAUAUGCCUUAAACUUACUCCUGCCUAUAAGAGUAGAAUAAGGUAGCAUUUGGAGAUGUCAUUUGUAAUUUGAGUAUUUCAGAUGAAGCUGAAUAUACUUUUAACAUAAUAAAAAUUGCUCUUCAUUUAUAAAUUUGCUGCUUCUUUAUGUAUGUGUAUCUGUAUAUACACGUAAAGUUAUGAAUGAAAAUCCAAUAUUACUCUGAUCUGAUUUUUUUGUAGGGUCAGAGUUCACUUAGAGUACGUAUGAAGGAAGUCACUGCAGUAUGUUUGAAAUCACAAACUCUUUGUGCAUCCUAAAUUAACGUUGUGUUGCAAAUGGAGAGAGAACCAUCAUUUCUAAAUAGUACAGUAUUUAGUGAAUAGUAUAUGACAACCUUCCACAUUACUUUAGUCCAUCUCAGGGAAUUCUUGAAGUGUUUAUUGGGCUAGUUUCAUUUUGUUUUUUUGAUUUGGGGGAUUUUUUUUUUUGUCUUUAUGUAUUUGCUCAGUGUACACUCACUAUGUAACUGGCAGUUUUGGCAUUCUUUGCAAAUCUAACUUAGCAGAGUUAUGAUACAAAUGUAACUUUAUUACAAACAAAACUGGCUUUCUUCUUAGUCCUCAUUGUCAGUGACCUUGUUCUGCUAAGGUGACUUAUUGGUGGUGUUGAUGAUACUGCUCAGCUUGCAAGGUAGGAUGUUGGUGAAUCAAGUUUCUUAUUUGUGUAGAAAAUUGUAUACUUCUACUUUAUUGGCUUUAAAUUGACUAGUGCUUCCAAGUUACCUAGUUUUAAUGUGUUAUGAUUACCUUGUAAGUUGAUACAAAAUGUGCUUUUUAGUUUAUUAUUAUUUUGUUAGUGGCAUACUCCUUGAAAUGAACAUGGCAAUGACUUAUUCUGAUAGUUCUGAGCAAACCAUACUGUCUACUGUAAACCCAUUCUAACCAAUGACAUUAGCCAUUGUGAGGUUAACUAAACCUAUCUCAUUGUACAGUCUACAUUUGGAGAAAAAAUUCAUAUCUCUACUUAUAUUUUAAGUUCUUGGUCAGUGAGAUUGGGUAUUGGAGAGUACCCUUAUCACAGGGCCAUAAUAAAACACUAUGGAUACUAAAAACUAAACAUAGUAUUACUGCUAAAGUCUUCUACCUCUUGGCCCUAUAGAAAAUGGUACAAAAACUUAUAUGAGUAAAUAUCAUCAUUGAGUGAGAGGUGUAUAAUUGAGGCAUCUUUGUGUAAAAGCUCAAGGGAAAAUCCUUUAGGUUUAAAAAAGAAGGGCUGGAACAUAGUUGAACAGUUAACCUAAUUAGCAAGCUUACCAGAGUUAACUUUCAGUUAUAAAAAUAAAAGGCUUCAGAUGGGAGUAGAAAGUACUCUCCUGGCAUGCGGGACCAAAAACAUAUCUUGAUAAGGGAAAAUGAAGUACAGAAUUAAAAUCUGACAUUAUUUGACUUCUCUGUGUGCUACAGAAAAGUUAAGGCUUAGUUAAGAAGCAUAAAUAGUGGCAAGAAUAGUAAAGAUCAUAAAAGCUAAAAUGAAACCACUAGUUUUAAUGUUCAUUUGAUUACCUUGUUAAGUUGAAUAGAAAGAGUUUACAGUUUGAAUAUCUGAUUUUAAAAUCUAGCUUUGCCAUUUACUCUCCUAGGUAGAAAUCACUAAACUUCGAUGGGUCUAUAAAAUAGAGAAAUCUGAGUAUCAAAUGAUUUUAAGAAUAAAAUUCAAGCAUGUUUAAAAAUGUGUUGAAAACUAAAAUGUCAUCCCAGAAUAGAAACUAUCAUUAUUAUAAUUAUUUUCUUAGAGUUGAAAACAGAGCAUUCUUUAAUCUUGCUCUUGUCUCAGAUGACAAGCAUAGGGAGGUAUGAGGGUAGUGGCAUAUUAUUUAUGCUCACUUCUUUCAACUCUAAUCCCCUACAUUCAGAAUUACAUACUGAAAAUAUUAGGAGCGGAGUUGGUAAGCUAACCAAUAAAUAACAAUACUUUUAAAUCUGACAAAUUAACUCUUUUAUGGCAGGGUAAUAAACCAGCAUGAUGGAAGACAAGUGAGGAGUACCAUCUACUUUGAGUUGACAGUACAUGACACAAUCCAUUAAUAACGUAAUCAGUGCAAGCAGAGCUCCUUCCUUGAAUGAAUCCAAGUAAAUCCCAGUGGUUGCCUUCUGAAAUGACCAGCAGACACACAUCUGCACGGAGGCCUCCCAAAGUAUAAACUCUAGUUCUGAAGUACCAUGUCCAGUGAAGGAAGACCUGGUGGGGAGUUUUCUACAACAACAGUCAGCUCAGUAGCUGUGCAGGCUGGGGACUCCAAACUCGUGAUAGCUGUCAUAAAGUGUGGCAAAUGGGUACAGCUUCAACUGGCUGAAUCACAGCCCAAUCUUCUUGAAAUCGGUAGCAGUCAAGAUGAAGCCAAAAAACUUCUUCAUGAUCAUGAACUUCUUUUGGCCAAGCUCAAGGCUUUGGAAAACCAGGUAUGGGAACUCUUGCAGGAAGCAGAUAAGACAGCUGAAGAGAAUAAAGAUCAGAGUCAGGUCUACGAUGCCAUGGCCGACACCCUGGGUGAAGCGUGGGAAGCCUUGGUCUCCACACUUGAAGGAAGGAGGGUGCUCCUUAGGUUGACCUCUGAAUUUUUUGAAAAUGCCUUGCAGUUUGCUAUUAAAAUAGACCAAACAGAAGACUUUCUCCAGAACACUCAAGAGUUUGAGAAUGUUGAGUCCUUAAAAUCACUUCUUCGGCUUCAUGAGCAUCAUACCAAAGAACUCUUAGAACGAUCACUAGCCCUUUUAAACAAAAGUCAACAACUCACUGACUUCAUAGAAAAAUUCAAAUGUGGUGGACCUAAUGUAAAUCCUGAGUUGAUUCAAGGAGCUCAUAACAGCUGCCUGAAGAUUGACAGCCUUCUUGAAGUUCUACAAGAUAGGAGACGGCAGCUAGACAAGUACCUGAAACAACAGCAACAAGAAUUGGGUCAAGUUCUACAGAUAUGUCAGUGGGACCAAAAAGAAAACCAGGUUACUUGUUGGUUUCAGGAAGCCAUAAAGGACUUACAGGAACAAGGUUUAGGCUCAUCACUUUCAGACAAUGAGGAUCUAAUACACAAGCAUGAAGAACUGACAAUAAAAGCAAAGGAAUGGAAUUCUGCUGUUGAGAAGCUGAAGAGUGAGGCCCUGGAGAUUCUGCUGUCCAAGGACAACGUGGAGAAAGAACACCUACAGCUCUCUAACCAGAAACUGAAUCAGCUUCAAGAAGAGUUUGAUCUGCUCAUGGUGGAGAGGGAAACCUGGUUAAAGAAGACAAAUGAUUUUUUUAACAGCACUAACAAGGCAUUUGAUGUACUUGGAAGAGUUGAAGCUUACCUUAAGCUCCUUAAAUCAGAGGGUUUAAGUCUGCCUGUCUUGGCAGCAAGGCAUGAGGAAUUACACAGAGAAAUUACAGACUGCGCAGCUGAUGCUUUGCAGAAGGGACAAGCCUUAAUCAGCCAAGUAGACUCCUGCCGCUUUCGCUUGACUGGUGUUCAUGAGAUGAUGGGCUGCGUUCAGAGACGAGUGGAUCAUCUGACCGAACAGUGUUCAGCACGCAAGGAAUUUGCUCUUAAGAAACAGCAAUUAACAGCCUCUGUGGAGGACUGCCUGAGGAAGGUGGAAAUGCUAAUUCAGAAUAUCAGUCCAGUACUUUCUAAUGCAAUGGCUGUUGGUUCCAGCUUUUCUGAAUCAGAGAUGAUUUUGAGAAAAUAUCUCAAACUAGAUAUCCACGCUCAGGAGGCAUCGCAUGAAUUAGAAGCAGCUGCAAAACUCAUGACAGAGAUAAAUGAAUUUGAACCUGAUGAAGUGGCAUCACUUUCUUCUAAAGCUAGAUGGCUAAGGGAAGAAUUAAACAUACUUGGCCAAAGCAUAGACUUCAGGUCACAACUCCUGCAAACGUAUAUGGCAUUUCUAAAGUCAUCAGAGGAGGUAGAGGAGCAGUGUCAGAGGCUAAAGGAGUUUUAUCAAACUGAAACCCCAAGGAAGGGAGAUAAUGAUGUUGAAGCCAAGCAUCGGUCUGACUUGGUGGAGGAACAGUCACACCUGUUUUUAAAGAGGAGUUUUUUCACUCAAGACGUUGGGCUUAAUUUCCUUAAUUUAAUAAACAUGGCUAAAGAGAAUGAAAUACUAAAUGUGACAAAUGAAGUGCACGUUGUGGAGAACACUAUGGAAAGGCGGAAGACAGAAAGGGAAGAACUCAGUCGCAUUUGGGUAGCAUGGAAACUUAAAGCCUCUGAAAGCAAGCCUGUGAAACAGCAAUGGAGCGCCCUCAAAGAGCAACUUAGAAAGACUACUCACAACUUAAAGCUGCUUCAAGAAGCACUUUGGCCUGUGUCUGCACUUAACCUUGGAGAAAGUGUCCAGAUCAUUUUCAAUCUAAUGGGAAAAUGGAAUGAAAUGAAGUCUCAGUUCCAGCAAUUGAAUAAUGAGGUUCAGUACAUUAUAAAAGAAUCAGAAAAGUUAAGUGACAAAGGAGUUCCCGUGAAAGAGAAAUCUCAACAAUUGAAGGACCUUAUAUACCUCCACAAAAAACAGAAAGAGAAAAUCCAAGAUUACAAUAAUAUCCUGUACAAAGUAAUUCAUUUCCACCAAGUCAAGGAAAAGCUGGGAUUUCUCAUCAAAUCAAGAGAACUGGAGUUUCUAGAACAGCCAAUGGAACUGGAGAAUGCUCACAAGGUCCAGAUUCACCUCAGUCGCUCUCAGGAAAAGCAGAUACAAAUGGACCACCUUCGUACACUGGCCCUUUCCCUGGGAAGGGACAUCAUCUCAUUGAUGCAGCAAUCUAACUACUCUAAUGUCUCUGCAAAGAGCCUGCAGCAACAGCUGGACAUUCUGGAGGGGGACAGUAUGAGCUGGCGUGCUAAAGUGGAGGAGUAUGAACAGACCCUGACCUGCAGCUUGGGGUACUGCACCACGAGGGACGAGAUAAAUGAGCUCAAAGAGUCAUUCAAAGAUGUAAAAAAGAAGUUCAACAAUUUAAAGUUUAAUUACACCAAGAAAAAUGAAAAAGCUCGGAACCUGAAGGCUCUUAAAUAUCAUAUUCAACAAGUUGAUAUGUCUGCUGAAAAAGUCCAGGCUUUGAAGAAAAAAAUGGAAAACAUUGAGAAUAAAACUGAUUUUCUCUUAAAUUAUCCAAAUAAUAAAGUUAAUGUUCUUUUGGAAGCCAUGAAGGAUUUGCACAAGCAUUUAGAUGAGUUUGACAAAGUUGUGAAAGACUACAAGAAGAAUUUGGACAUGACUGAGCAUCUUCAAGAGAUGAUAGAAGAGUGUCACUUUUGGUAUGAAGAUGCAAGUGCCACAGUUAUAAGAGUUGGAAAAUAUUCCACAGAGUGCAAGACAAAGGAAGCUGUGGAAAUUCUCCACCAGCAGUUCAAUAAGUUCAUCAGGCCUUCAGUGCCUCAGCAAGAAAAAAGGCUUCUGGAGAUCAGCGACCUCGCUCAGUGCUUAUAUGGUUUGGAAGAAGGACAGAAAUACACAGAGAAAAUUGUGGCAAAACACGAAGAGGUUCUUGAAUCUGUUACUGAAUUAUGUGGAUCUCUCACAGAACUUGAGGAAAAGUUGAAGCAGAGAGAUGUUUUAAAGGUGAAUCUGAGUUUAGAAGACCUCUACAAUGAUUGCAUUGACCUACUAAAAGAACCAGCAAGAAAAGAGCAGACAGGAGUCAAUAACAAAAUGGAUAAGCAGGAGCAGCAAAUGGCUGACAUUUUGGCCAUCCGUGGAAGAGAAGAGGGUCAGCCUCCCCAGGACCUGAAGCCACUGUCCUCUGCCGAGGAGGGUGGUAUCCAGGCUCUGCUCCUGCCUGCUGACGUGCCCUCAGGAGGAGAAGAUGAGUGUGCCUCACCUGAUGACAUCUCCUUGCCUCCACUCCCGGAAAGCCCAGAAUCCCCUGUCCUACCAUCGGACACGGAGGCAGAGGAAAGUCCCAGCUCCUCCCUCAGCCUACAGAUAAGCAGCUCCAGGAUGCUGAAGGGGGCCCAAGGGACAGGGGAGAUCCAAGAACCUAUGCUGCCGCCUCCACCUGCUGCUUUUGCUGAUGCUUGCAAUGAUAAGAGAGAAACAUUUUCAAGUCAUUUUGAGAGGCCCUACACCCAGUUCAAAGCCGAACUCCCAUUAACAGCCCAAGGAUUUCUGGAAAAGAGUACUGUCUUCCACAAAAUCAGUGCUAAACCUCCAGAGAGCAUGCUGAGUGAAGUGCAUGAGAGAGCUUUACAGCAGCGCCCUCAGACUCAGGGAAGUUUGCUAGAAACACGGGAGGAGAUGCAUGUUUAUAAUAAUGCCACUAAAACCCGAGAUAGCCUGCAUGCUUCCCCUGAUGCAUCCUCCAGCCUCCAGUCUCAAUCAGACACCAGCUGGUGCUAUCAGAGGCAAGUGGUUCCCCGAGAAGUGAUUAAAAGUACAUCAGCAAAGAACAGCAUGGUCACCCUAGCGGACCAGGCACCUAAUUUCUCCAGGCUCCUGUCUAAUGUAACUGUUGUGGAAGGUUCUCCAGUGACUUUGGAAGUUGAAGUAACAGGAUAUCCAGAGCCUACACUGACAUGGUACAAGAAGGGCCAGAAAUUGUCUGCAGAUGGGCACUUACAGGUUUUGCACAAGGAGACAAGACAUUCAGUGUUCAUUCCGAAGGUAUGCAAGGCAGACGCAGGCCUCUAUGUGGUUCGUGCCCAAAAUUCUAGUGGCAUUCUCUCUUCCAAUGUCAUCCUCCACGUGACAGGUAACCACAGGCCGCCUAUCACAAGAAUAAACUGGAUAAUGAUGUGUGUCAUCUAUGUUAGUGUCUCCCUACUCUACUGGCUGCUCACAUGGUAACUCUGGGAAGGAACCCAUGAAUGUUAUUCUCAUGAGCCUAAAGGACACUAUGAUGUUUCUUUUCCUGCAUUUUCUACAAAGCAUCCCCCACCAAAUAUAUUCCAUUCUGGUCCUAUUGCUUGUGUGGCUAACAUCUCUGCUCAGUGAAAUAACUUCAACUUUUCUUUAGUGGUUUAAUGUGUUUGAGAAGCUUGUUAAAUGAUUAGCAAUGGAUCAGGAUACUGUUUUGUAUUUUAGAAAAAAAUGUGUUCAAUAGAAAACAAAGUAAAACUUUACUAUGUAUAUUCCAUCUUAAUUUAAGCACAUGCAGAUCAAGGUUCACAUCAGUAUAUAGCUGUGGUAAGUUUCAAAUCCAACUAUUGGGUAAUUUAUUUUUUACUGUACUCAUGAAUAUAUUUCUUUGUAGAAUAAUUGUAGAAUGUUGAACUGAAGUUUUAAUUUUUAUUAUUGCUUAACUAUCCCUUAACAUUGUCUUUUCAUACUUUGAUCUCAUUUAUUGAAAUGCAUUCAUUCUAUGGAGUUUCCAAAUAGCCUAUAUUCCUGAGCCUAAGGAUGCAACUUUAAUCAUUCCUCUGUUGAUUUCAUGGAUUUGACUUAGGAGAACAGAUGUGCCUUUAACUGUAAAUGAAGUUUGAAGCUUCCAUCAAGCUCUGUAUGGCAUAUUGCAAGAUAGUCAUGGACUACUGAAUGAACCAACUUUAGACCUGUCAUUCUAUUGAUGUAUUUGGGGCACCCAUAUAUAUACAAAUGCAACCAGAUCUCUUUGCACCUAAUCUUGAUUUUGCUGAUGAUGAUCUUUUUGCAUUUGAUGGUAAGGCAUCUCAGUGCCUCAGUUUCCUGUUUAGAAAAUGGGUUCAUUAUCUACCUCUUGGAUAAUUAAGAGUUUUUGCUUCACUUCUUGUAAAGAUCUCGAAAAUGGAAAGCACUCUAGGAAUACUAAAUGUAAUUAUAUUAUUUAAUGCAACUGGUCAUUGCACUUCCUCCUGCCCACUAUUUCUCCUGCAGGUGCUGCUGCUUUAGCAUAUUAAAUUAAAAGAGUAGGAUUAUUAUGUGGUUUCCCACUAUUCCCACGUGUUAAAAUGGCAGUUUAUGAAUUGAAAUUUAAAUUCCUUGCUAAUUUCUUUAAACUACAUCCUUACUUGAAACUAAACCCAGAAGGAUAUAUUUAGUAUUUAAAAGGAGGGGUAUAGUAAGAUGAAUUCUAGUCUUAUAAGUUUGAUGUAAUAUUGAAGAAUGUUCUAUGUCUUUCUGAAAUAUAUUACUCAGAAAAGAGGGUAUUUGUUUGGUUCAUUUAAAAAAUAAAUAUGAAUAAGAGAGGCAUUUAUUUUUUAGAUUUUUAAACAUAGUCUUGUACAACUAAACAAAAUAUUUGGUUGAAAUAAUCUCAAUUUUUGAUAAAGGUAAAGAAUGAACUAUGCUGUUGUUAAGUCCAUCUACAACUAAAAGUAUUUAAUGUGGUAUAUUCAAAUUGAUAUUAAAAAGUGCUAAAUCUCAUCUGAAUAUGUGAAUAUCUGGUUGACUGAAAAGUUGGCAUAUUUUUUUCUUGUGCUGCAUAUUCAAUUUAAUUUAAAAAUUAAAUUUCCUAAUUUUCUUGGUUUGUCACCUUGGUUGAAUUGUAGUUUGAGGUGGCUAGGGCAUGGAUAUUGCUGGUUUUCUUUACUUGUUGCAUAGCAGUUCAUUUUAAUUUGGGGGGCAGAAGGGUGGGACAUACAUAUUGCAUGAUAUAUCACCAAAAUAAAAUAUAUGAAGAUAGAGGUAAAAUAUAUGUGCAAACACAUAUAUACAGCACAUAUAGAGAGAAAAGGCAUCCUGAUUUCAAGAUAUGGUUCAGAUUGCUGUCUCUUCUCUCUCCCUCUCCCUUCCUCUCCCUCCCUCUCCCUCUGCCCCCUUCCACCCUUGCAUACCUGCCUACCAACCUAUCUGCUUACCUAUCUUCCUACCUACUUACCUACCUCUUCUUUUGAGCUACUGUUUGACCAGCAGUGAAUAAUUAGUUAUUUGGUUAUUCUUCUGAUUUUAAUGUAUUUUCAAAGACUUAAGAGUGAUUUUUCUUUAUUUUAGGACUUCUGUCUUGAUCAAUGAAUUCUCCUUAUGAAAGUUGAACCAAAAUAAUUUAUUAAUAAGGAAAACGUAAGAAAUUCAGAUGAUGUUUGUAUUUUAAGAUAUACAUGAUUUAUAACCAUUUCCUUCUAGAGAAAACUUUAGUAAUAUUGAAAUACUUUUCAAUAGAAUAGGAAAAUAAAGAUUGAUAAGAAUGUAGACUUGACCCCUUGAAGGAAUGCAACACAAAUAUGUUUUGAACUUCUAAUUAGGUCACAUCAUUGGACUUUCAGUUCCCAUUUUCUAAUAAAAGGAUGUAUAAAUAUUUGGUGGUGAAGUUUUUUUUCAGACCCAAUUCCAGGAGAAAUUUAAUGUAUGAACCCUUAUAUUUGAAUCUCUGCAGAGUCUAUAAUAUCUAAAAUAUUAGGGAAAACAAUACCUUCUAACUGCUUCACUCAACUUCAAAUUUCUGCAAGUAGAACACAAAGCUCUUUAACCUGGUCUCCCCUCUGUCUUCCAUCAAAGCAACAUUUAGCUUCAGGUUUUUUUGGUUUUUAAAAAUAUUUUUUACAUCAUUUUUCAUUUUUGUAUAAUGUAUGCAUUUUCAUCUUGGUUAUAGUCCCCGUAAAAUUCCUACCACCCUUGUUUUGAUCCUCCUUUCUUCUCCACCCCCAGCCCUGUAGUGUGUCUCUGGUUUAUAGUUGCCUGUUGAUUUUGUUUUUCACUUUAAUUAUAAUUAUUCUUUUUCCUG